CGGAGAUGCUCGAGAUAGGAAAUUUUCGGUCACCCAUCCUGUGAUUGGCCGUAGCGAAAUUUGCUUAACAACCAUAUCUCAUAUCAUUAAUAUCCCACCAGGCGUCAGUACGCGCUCACAGAGACCACGCCGGUGGUCACUUCAGCUGUUACAAUGUGGUCAGGGUAAGUUCAUAUUUUUGUCUAUUAUUCUAAUGGCCAUUCAGGUAUUUAAGUUUACCAUUUUCGAAUCAGCAAAGACAUAUGAUAUUAUACGUAACUGUUGGCAGGUGAGGUCCCAAAACGUGUACUUUUUCUAGUCUAGAAUAGGUCUGUAUAAACUCACAAAUAAGUAUAAAUACUAUAAUUUAUUUUAAUAUCACAAAUUCGUAAGUAUCUUUGUAAUAAAAUGUGGUACACAGAAAUAUGGAUAUGCCAUAACCCUCCACGCUGGCCCAAUGCGGAUUGGAGGCUAUUAGCCACUGCAAAUGCAGCCGGGACUAACGCCUUAACGUGCUCCGAAGGAGUAUCUCGAGAUAGUGUAUUUUUGGUCACCCAUCCCUUGUGAAAGUUGCUUAACAAUAACGAUCGCGGGCCGUCACAAUUAUCCACUACGCCACCGAGCUACUUUAACUACUAGCUAAUAUUGUGAAGAGAAAAGAUUCGAUUGUCUGUUUGCAUUUAAUAGACUUUGAACUUCCAGUAGUUUAAAAAGGACGUGACGUCACCCGCUCUUUGCGGUCACGUGACAACAAGCAUAAUAUAUGUUCUUUCAUAAUUUGUUUAAGAAAUAUUAUAUUAAACGCUACCAGAAAAAUAAUAAUAUGUAUUUAUUUUCGUUUACUGUCUACAUCCGUAUUGUGUAAUCUAUUGUCUAGAUACAAAAAAUAGUGAAUGGCCGCUUAUGGGAGAGGUAUCAGCAUAGACGGAAGGAAGUGUCCGAGGAGGCCGGGGCUCCAAACGAACGGAUGCUCUUCCACGGAUCACCGUUCAUCAACGCGAUAGUGCAGAAGGGCUUCGACGAGAGGCACGCUUAUAUAGGAGGCAUGUUCGGCGCCGGUAUAUAUUUCGCUGAACAUUCUUCGAAGAGUAAUCAGUACGUGUACGGAUUCGGAGGCGGGACUGGUUGUCCCACGCACAAAGACCGAAGUUGUUACCUAUGUCACAGGUGAGAGAGUAGCAAUUUCAUUAGCAAAUAAUAUAAGAAUUAUUGCAACGGUUAUUCUAUAUGAUGUUAACGUAUAUAUGAAGUAUAUGUGUGUAGUGUGAAGUGUAAUAUAAACAUUAUACAAUAUAUAUAAAUAUUAUAAUUUACUUCGAUUUUGGACUUUAUUGUUUUUUUUUCAUAAUAAAAAAACAAAUAAAUUACACAAUAUUUAUCAAUCUAUAGGACUUAGGACAUUUGCAUCGUGUUAUUUUUUAUUAAUCUACUUCACAGCUAUAUCGAAUAAUUAAUACAACUUAUAAUUUGGUCGCUUUUUUAUUUAUUAACAAAAAGUCAUCCAUAAUUUAAUAAAUUAUUAUUUAAUAAGUUAUAAAUUCUAAACAGUAUACAAAUAAACAAAAAAUGUUCUGUAAAUCGCAUAGAAUAAAUAUAAAUAUAUAUUUUUUUGAUCAUAGAAUUUUCUCUAUUAGAACAACCAUAUUUAGUAGUUGUUUAAAACUAAUUCCCCUUUCUAAAAUAGAAAAAGUUCGUGUUGUGUUUUAUAAUAAUCAAGCUAUAUUAAUCAGUAUAAUUACCGAUGAUAAUAAUUAUCACUCCGAACCCUGGUUGAAAAUUCUUUGGUUGCUGGUCAUAGUCUGUGCAUAUGUAUAGGAUAUAUACACCAAAGAAAUUUGUAGUUUUCUUAGCAAAUUGUAAUGUGACAAAUAAUAAAAUCGUAGAAGCAUCGUGUGACGUCAUAUUUCAAUAAACAAGACGUCAACGUAAUGAUGCGAGUGUAACCACUACUUGUGUUUUUUUGAAAUCUUAAUAAAAAAAUGUCUGUCCUUUAUUUAAUAAUACGUUUUGGAGAAAAGUAAAUCUGAAAAUGGCAGUUAGUUAAAUGUUAUCCCAAAACAGUCAAGAACUUAAACUAAAAAAAACGUAAUAACUUAAGAAAGGGGGGGGAGGAUCCGGGAUCCAAACAGUCAAGUACCUAGUACCUAGCCGGUGAUGGGAUGUUGUUAUGUGUUCCGUAGACACAUGCUGCUGUGCCGCGUGACGCUGGGGCGCGCGUUCCAGCUGAUGAGCGCGAUGAAGAUGGCGCACGCCCCCCCCGGCCACCACAGCGUGGCGGGCCGGCCCUCGCAGGGGGGGCUCUGCUUCCCCGAGUACGUGGUCUACAGGGGGGAACAGGCAUACCCCGAAUACCUGAUUACAUAUCAGAUAGUGAGCGCCGAAGGUAACUCUGGCGCUGUUUGAACAGUAUUGAACCAGUGUGUGGGCUGUAAAAUUAAUCUGUAUAUAUUUGAAAAGCGAAACAAGACUCAUAGACUGGUUAAUCAAGAAAUCUCACAAUAAAUUGCAAUUAAAAAGUAAACAUCAUGGCUGAAUGGAAAUGGAUUCAUUUGCCAUACCGAUAAUGGGAAAAUUAAAAAAAAAGAGAUGUAUAGUCUGUGGGCGUUAGAUUGAAUAGUCUAUUUUAUAACAAUUUUAUGUAUUAAAAUCAAAGAUAAUUUUAUUUAUUAGCAAACUAAAUAGCAGUUAUUAAAUGGAAUAUUUUUUUUAGCAAAUACACUUGCUCAUGAUUUUAACAUGUCUUUUAAGACCAAAAAUACAUUUUCUGUUUGAAAAUUUAUAGAUUUCUGAUGUAUGAUAAAAAAAAAAGAGUUCGUUAUUCUUGAAAAACAUAUAGCUUUUUCAUAAUAUACUGCUUAAGGUAUAAUCGGUCUUCCUUCGUGUGUCCAAGUGUUUCCUAACCUAAUUGUAAGUGGCUU
Molecule: messenger RNA, 2897 nt
Organism: Diatraea saccharalis (sugarcane borer)
Lineage: Eukaryota; Metazoa; Arthropoda; Insecta; Lepidoptera; Crambidae
Source: the annotation of a GenBank genome assembly